AUGCCCGAGAAAGAGCAAGCCCGGCCCCUCGCGCCGGCCACGUACAUCGCCCGCAGCGACGAAGAUGAAGCCAUGUCGGCCCACUUCACGCUCCGCCGGCCGAGGUACCUCAAGUGCUGCGGCGUCACCGCCGCGCUCUUCCUCAUCCUCGCCGUCGUCGCCCUCGUCCUCUUCUUCACCGUCUUCCACGUCAAGGACCCGAUCGUCCGGAUGACCCGGGUCCAGAUCCCCCAGCUCGCCCAGCUGGUCGCGAACCAGACGGCGCUCUCCGGCGGCGCCAACAUCAUCGCCGUCGCCGAGGUCUCGGUCAAGAACCCGAACGUCGCGUCCUUCCGGUACGGGAACUCCACGACGCGGAUAGACUACGGCGGGGAGGUCGUGGGCGAGGGCAGGAUCCCGGCGGGGAAGGCGCCGGCGCGGCGGACGCAGCGCUUGAACGUGACGGUGGAGGUGUCCCCGGCGAAAAUAAUGGCGGCGCCGAGGCUGGGCGACGACAUGGCCGCCGGGAUCCUGAAGAUGGAGAGCUACACGAAGAUCGACGGGAGGGUGAAGAUACUGAGGAUCAUAAGGAAGCGCGUGGUGGUGACGCUGAACUGCAACAUCACGUACACGAUCAACACGUCAGCGAUCCAAGAAGACUGCAGACCGCACGUUUCGUUCUGA
Eucalyptus grandis is the source of this 663-nucleotide messenger RNA. RefSeq lists its product as uncharacterized. The transcript has a single exon. NCBI's taxonomy places the organism in Eukaryota, Viridiplantae, Streptophyta, Magnoliopsida, Myrtales, Myrtaceae. The record is from RefSeq and is a predicted model, not a curated record. Bases 1 to 663 code for a protein of 220 amino acids.